Molecule: messenger RNA, 5476 nt
Organism: Pezoporus flaviventris
Lineage: Eukaryota; Metazoa; Chordata; Aves; Psittaciformes; Psittacidae
Gene: RAG1
Product: recombination activating 1
Exons: 2
Coding region: 910-3924 (1004 amino acids)
Biological process (GO): V(D)J recombination; pre-B cell allelic exclusion; adaptive immune response
Cellular component (GO): endodeoxyribonuclease complex; DNA recombinase complex; nucleus
Molecular function (GO): metal ion binding; double-stranded DNA endonuclease activity; ubiquitin protein ligase activity
Source: RefSeq, a predicted model, not a curated record
UGCACCCGUCGCCGGUGGGAUAGGGGAGAGAACCAGAAGGCUACAAACGAGAAAACUCUUGGCUUGGAGAUAAGAAACAGUUUAACAACCACCCCUAUUAGCCACCCACCACAAAUAUCCCAAACGGGAUGUUUCUUCUCCUCAGAAAUUUGUGUGGGUAUUCCCCCCCCCCCCCCCCCCCCAACCUUGCAGAUCUAGAAUCAGAAGAUCUGGAGUAUUUUGGGGCCUUUUAUAUUGUGGAUUUGUCCUCACUGCCCAGGGCCUUCAAGAUCCUGGACAUACAUUGCCAAAGAACUAAUAUCACUGAAAAUUAAAUGCUGGUUAUCAGGACAUUUUUUUGACUCCAUUGUUAAUUCACCCAGAAGCUUGGCUGCUGUGCCCUGCUGAAGUAGGCCACUGGCCUUCAGUGAAAUAGCUUUUAUGUGGGACAGUGAUCUGACUAGACACCAGGUUCUCUUCUCUGAGAGUUAACAGUGGAGAAAGCAGCUCUGAAACUAUAAAGAAGAAAGGCAGAUGCAGAACUUGGUGUUAAAAAACAGUGCAGGUGCUCCUCAGAGAGUCUGCAUACUUAUCUGAGAGCCCAGGAGUCUCACACAAGAAGACCUUGUUUAUGUGAAUUUUGUGGUUAAGCCUCAUAAAUUGCCAGGUGCCACCUGAAUUUGAGAGUGCUGUAUUCUUUUUAGUUGAAGUAACCUGUGGUUAGGACCAGGGUGGUACUGGGAACUUAGAAGGGCAGGGAUAAGUGAGAUAAACAGCUUUACAGUGGCUUUUAAAAGAAGAGGGAACACAGAGCAAGAGCAUGCAAGAGGGAGAGUAAGCUUGACAUUGGGAGCAAACUGGGCAGACAUAGCAGCAGCCUCUACAAACUGACAGUGAGCUAAAGGUGAUUUGGUUUCUGCCAGAUAGCAGAUGUCAGUAGCAUCACAAAUGGACCUGCCUGAAGAAAUUCAGCAUCUGUAUACCAAUUUUUCUGAAUGGAAAUUCAAGCUGUUUAAAGUGAGAUCAUUUGAAAAACUACCUUCUGAUGACAUAAACAUGGGUAAGGCAGAAGAAGUUGCUUCUUCCAGGAAAGAAAUCAUACUGUGUAAAGAUGAAGCAGUGCCAAGAGGAGAAAACAUGGACUUAAUGGGCAAUAGACAGGUACUUGAGAAUGAUGACAAAAACAUGAAAACACAAGACAAUAAAGCUCAUCAGAACAAUCUGAAGCAACUUUGCCGCAUCUGUGGAGUUUCAUUUAAAACUGAUUGUUACAACAGAACUCACCCAGUGCAUGGGCCAGUGGAUGAUGAAACUCUGUGGCUUCUGAGGAAGAGAGAGAAAAAAGCAACCUCUUGGCCAGAUCUUAUCUCUAAGGUUUUUAAGAUUGAUGUGCGGGGGGAUGUUGAUACUAUCCAUCCCACUCGAUUCUGUCAUGAUUGUUGGAGCAUUAUCCAUAGAAAAUUCAGUAAUACUCCAUAUAAAGUAUGUUUUUCUAGGAACAGCAUGAAGGAGUGGCAACGCCACUCUCCAAACUGUGAUGUGUGCCACACUACCCGUCAGGGAGUCAAGAGGAAAAGCCAGCCACCCAGUGUACAGUAUGGCAAGCCUGCGAAAACGGUUGCAGAAUGUGCUCAAAUAAACAGAAAUGUAAAGAACCAAGCCCAGAUAAACAAAAAUUUAAUGAAAGAGAUUGUCAGUUGCAAGAAUAUACAUCUCAGCACCAAGCUCCUUGCAGUUAAUUACCCCAUAGAUUUCAUUAAAUCUAUCUCCUGCCAGAUCUGUGAGCAUAUUUUGGCAGAUCCAGUGGAAACAUCAUGUAGGCACUUGUUUUGCAGAACCUGCAUCCUUAAAUGUUUCAAGGUUAUGGGCAGCUAUUGCCCCUCCUGCUGGUAUCCUUGCUUCUCUACUGAUCUGGUCACCCCAGUGAAAUCCUUCCUGAACAUCCUUGAUAAUCUGGGUAUAAGAUGCACUGUAAAGGAAUGUGAGGAAGAGAUCUUGCAUGAAAAAUAUGGUCAACACCUCUCCAGCCACAAGGAGACGAAAGAUAGAGAGCUCUACAGCCACAUAAAUAAAGGUGGCCGACCAAGGCAGCAUCUCCUGUCUUUGACCAGGAGAGCUCAGAAACAUCGUCUGAGAGAACUGAAGCGUCAAGUCAAGGCUUUUGCUGAGAAAGAAGAGGGAGGUGAUAUAAAAUCUGUAUGCAUGACUUUGUUUCUGCUAGCUUUAAGAGCAAAAAAUGAACACCAACAAGCAGAUGAAUUGGAGGCUAUAAUGCAAGGGAGGGGAUCUGGACUUCACCCUGCGGUCUGCUUGGCAAUUCGAGUCAACACGUUUCUUAGCUGUAGCCAGUAUCAUAAAAUGUAUAGAACAGUAAAAGCUGUCACUGGAAGGCAGAUCUUUCAGCCUUUGCAUGCUCUUCGCACUGCUGAGAAAGCCCUUCUACCAGGUUAUCAUCCAUUUGAGUGGAAACCUCCCUUGAAAAAUGUGUCCACUAACACAGAAGUGGGAAUUAUAGAUGGACUAUCAGGAUUGCCACUCUCAAUUGAUGACUACCCAGUAGACACAAUUACAAAGAGGUUUCGGUAUGAUGCAGCCUUGGUUUGUGCCUUAAAGGACAUGGAGGAGGAGAUCUUGGAAGGCAUGAAAGCGAAAAACCUGGAUGACUAUUUGAAUGGUCCCUUCACUGUGGUAGUGAAAGAGUCCUGUGAUGGAAUGGGAGAUGUCAGUGAAAAGCAUGGAAGUGGGCCUGCUGUCCCAGAGAAGGCUGUUCGCUUUUCUUUCACAGUCAUGAACAUUGCUAUAGCACAUGGGAAUGAAAGCAAGAGGAUCUUUGAAGAAGUAAAGCCCAAUUCAGAGCUGUGUUGCAAGCCCCUGUGCCUUAUGCUGGCUGAUGAAUCAGAUCAUGAAACUCUGACAGCAAUCCUGAGCCCCCUAAUAGCAGAAAGAGAGGCUAUGAAAAACAGUGAACUGCUACUUGAAAUGGGAGGCAUCCUGAGAACAUUCAAAUUCAUCUUUAGGGGUACAGGGUAUGAUGAGAAACUUGUGCGGGAAGUGGAAGGGCUGGAGGCCUCCGGUUCCACUUACAUUUGUACCCUGUGUGAUGCAACCCGUCUGGAGGCAUCCAAGAAUGUGGUCUUUCACUCCAUAACCAGGAGCCAUGCUGAAAAUCUGGAGCGAUAUGAAAUAUGGAGGUCCAACCCAUAUCAUGAAUCUGUUGAUAAGCUCCGUGACAGAGUGAAGGGUGUUUCAGCCAAACCUUUUAUAGAGACCGUUCCCUCCAUAGAUGCGUUGCACUGCGACAUUGGAAAUGCAGCAGAAUUCUACAGGAUUUUCCAGAUGGAGAUCUGUGAAGUUUAUAAGAAUCCUGAUGUGUCUAAAGAGGAGAAGAAGAGGUGGCAGUUGGCACUUGACAAACACCUCAGGAAAAAGAUGAACUUGAAGCCUAUGAUGAGGAUGAGUGGAAAUUUUGCUAGAAAACUCAUGUCCAAAGAGACAGUAGAGGCAGUAUGUGAGUUAAUAAAGUGUGAAGAAAGGCAUAAGGCCCUAAAAGAACUAAUGGACCUUUAUCUGAAGAUGAAGCCAGUGUGGCGAUCCUCAUGCCCUGCUAAGGAAUGUCCAGAAUUGCUGUGCCAGUAUAGCUAUAAUUCACAGCGUUUUGCCGAGCUCCUAUCUACAAAGUUCAAGUACAGAUAUGAAGGCAAGAUUACAAAUUAUUUCCACAAAACCCUUGCUCAUGUUCCUGAAAUCAUUGAAAGAGAUGGGUCCAUUGGGGCCUGGGCAAGUGAAGGAAACGAGUCUGGAAACAAACUGUUUAGGAGGUUCCGAAAAAUGAAUGCCAGGCAGUCCAAAUGCUAUGAGAUGGAGGAUGUCUUGAAACAUCACUGGCUAUAUACCUCAAAGUACCUCCAGAAGUUCAUGAAUGCUCAUAAAACAUCAAGAAACUAGGGCUUUACCACUGAUACAGAGGAUACUUUAGGUGACCCUGUGACACUGGAUAUCUUGGAAAGCAAUGAUUCAGGGGAAGUCUAAAUGUAAAGGAGCAUUUGUUGUUGGGUUUAUAAUGGCGUCUUCCUGCAAGGAGGCAGCUUGUUUUUCAGGGCUGUAGAGGUACAGGGAAGUGUGAAAAUAUAAUUUCUCCAUUCCUUGUUAAAGGUGCUGAGUGGAGUUAAGCACCAUGUCUGUUGGGAUUUUCCAAGAGGCAAUGCAUUAUGUGUUGUGUGUUGGUAUCGGGUAACUCAGCUGUCCUGUGAGAUGAAAGCAGGAACAAAUUGAAAAGAAGGUUCUUCAGUUUAUUUUGGUCUUAGCAUGUUGCUUAGAAGUGAGAAAGCCAAAGUAAACAAGAUUUAUAUAAAGUAGCAUUUUCGAAUGAGUAUGUUUGUGGAGAGUUAUGACAGUUGCUGAAAAAGGGAGCAGGCUGUUUGUUUUUAAAACUAUUUUGGUUUUUACUUCUUAAGAGGGUUUGAUUAUUUUAUUAACAGUCCCCUGGCUUUUAUAAGUAAAGCCUCAUCAGUAAGACAUUUGGGUAUUUGUUUGGGGACAAAGUUCACUUAUUUUUGUAUAAAAUGCUGAGUAAAGAUGCAAACUUUGAUCUCACACACUUUAAAAAAUAUUAUUAUUUAACAUUUGUAUUGUAGUAUGCUUAGGAGCAGCUGGUGGUAUCACAAUGCUCAUUUCCUAUAUGAAGAUAGAGGAAAGGUAGCUGGAAUCUCUUAAAGAUAUUUUUAUCAUAAAUAAUGCAAACUAAAAUGCAAACUCGUGCUCCUAAAUCAGGAUUUACAGUACUUUGUGGUUGGUUAUUUCACUAUACAAAGUACAUUCAAGCUCUGCUGUGCAGCUUGGUGCUUCAUGAGCAUUUUAGAUUUCUGUGGUAACUUUGGUAUAAUUUGUAUUAGUAUUUGUAUUAGUGAAUUCCUGGUGUCCCUGAAGUCACCAGUAAAUUGUAAUUAAUACCAGCAGGCCCACAGUUUCCCCAAACACCUUUAGUCACAGCAGACCCAUUUCUCAGGAGAUGGAUAUUACCUUGAUCAGAUACAUGACAUUGUUCUGAUGUCCUAAUGUAACCUAUUAGGGUAUUUCACUUACCACUACUGAUGUCCUCCAGUUGUAUCCAAUAUUGAGCUUUUCCCAUCUGUGAUACACCACACUCAUAGUCUCAUUUUCCAAAUUGUAAAAGAGGAAUGGUAUUUAUUAACCUCAAGGAUAGCUGGUGUACCAGAUGAGUUAAAAAGCAAUGAAUUGUCUUGAAAUUACUGCAUAUUGUAUUUCAUGUUAUUACAGAAGUGUUUAGUAGGCAUUCCUCCUUCAUACUGUAUUAGUUGACUCAUUUUGCUGGUUGUAUUUGCCUUUCUGAAGUAAUAUCUAGUAUAUUAAUAUACUAAAUUUAUCUGUCUUUAAUUCAAUAUUAAUAGAAUAAUAGAAUCACAGAAUUAUUUGGGUUGGAAGCUCAUCCAGUUCUAACCCCCUGCCAUGGGCAGGAAGAUCUUCCACUAGACCAGGU